This is a messenger RNA of Miscanthus lutarioriparius, 1599 nucleotides long. The record is from the annotation of a GenBank genome assembly. Lineage: Eukaryota; Viridiplantae; Streptophyta; Magnoliopsida; Poales; Poaceae.
AUGCGGGAGGGGAUGAGGGAGAGGGACAGAGGCGGGAGCCCGGAUGCGUCGGGCCCUCCUCCCUUCCGCGGCCCGUCGUACAAGACGAAGCUGUGCGCGCUUUGGAGGGGCAGGGGCGGCUGCCCCCGCCCCAACUGCGGUUUCGCCCACGGCGAGGCUGAGCUCCGGAGGCCACCCCCGCGCGCCUCCUUCCAGCCUCGCCCUCGACCUGGGAGAAGGGAUUACAGAGAUCAUGAGUUUAGACUCAGGCCUGAGAGAAGACACUCACCGAGGUAUUCCCCCGAAAGAGAUAUCAGGCAUCGUUCCUUUCGUGAUAAGAGACCAAGUUCUGAAGAUAGGGGAUCUAGUCGUUCAAGAUCACCUAUUAGGAAGAGUGAGAGAAAACAUAGCAAAAGUCCUGAUGGUGGAAAAACCGAUUCAUCCAUAAGUUAUAGAAGUUCUGAUAACGAAGACAGAGGAAAAGAUGAAAGGUACUUAAGCAGUGAUGAGAAAAAUGGUCGUGAAGAACAACUGAAACAAAUGCAUCUGGACAUGGAAGCAUUGCUUGAAGAUAAAUCAAAGCUGGAGGCGAUAUUGGAGAAGAAGACUGAUGAAGAGCGCAAACUUUGUAGCAGAGUAGAAGAUCUUGAAUUGCAAUUGAACAAAGAGAAAGAAGAUUGGCAAAGGAUGACCUCCAAAACCAAAAAGCUAAUAAAAGCACAUGGGCGUUAUAUAAAAGCACAGGCGGAUUUAAAGAGGUCUCAGGCUCGCUUUGAGAGGCUAGCAGAUUUGCUUGCUUCAGAUAUUUUGAAGCCUUGUACCAAGGAGCAGGGUUCCAUCGGGAUUACUGCUAAUGAAGAUCCAUAUAAUGCUAAUGAAAUGAGCCCAAGUGACCAAAGACAAAACCAUGUUUCAGCAUCGAGAAAAAGACUUAUUUCCCUCCCAACAAGUGAAGAAGCAAAAACUGGAAAGAGACAGAGAGAGAAUGACGAAGAUAUGAUCCCAACAUCAGAGAACUAUAGACCUGAAGAUGCUCUAGAACAUGUCCAAGAUAGCAAGGCAACUGAUCUACCAGAAUCAUUUACAGUGAAGAAGUUAAGGGAGGGUGACUAUGUUGAUGUAGGAAACAUUGUCUCUUCAAGCAAUAUUUUUGCGGAUAGGGCCGACCACUGUCCACAGUCACUUGCUCUCUCUGGUGAAUCAUUCCCCGAGCAACUCACACUUUCUUCCUCCCUGUCACCUCCCACACAUGGAUCACAGGGUCCUCUCCAGCCAUUGCAAGCUGCACCUGGCCCUUCCAGCAUUGCACGAGCCAAUGCCAUCAAAGGCUGUCCAGGUGGCAGAGUUGAGGCGCUAAACUUCCUUCUCCUUCUCCCCUUACUUGGUGCUGCGGCGCCCAUACGUGACAGUGGCCAAGUGCUUGAUGCCAUGCAGCCAUCCUCCUAUGGCUUCCUCUGGGGCUUGGUUGUGGGGGUGGACGAGGCCAUGGCAGUUGUCAACAGCUUCAUUAGUUCAUGCACGAUUGAUGAGCGACCAAUGCAGAGCUCACACUCCUUGAAGUCCACAUUGCUGGAGCUGGCUGCCGCAGCGCAACUCCAGAGCAGCGUCUGGCGUCCUUAG